Messenger RNA from Coniophora puteana RWD-64-598 SS2, 2083 nucleotides. RefSeq lists its product as uncharacterized. The coding region runs from base 731 to 2083 and encodes 450 amino acids. The record is from RefSeq and is a predicted model, not a curated record. Lineage: Eukaryota; Fungi; Basidiomycota; Agaricomycetes; Boletales; Coniophoraceae. The transcript has 15 exons.
AUGAUCCAGGAAAUUGUCUCCUUCCUGAAGCGAUACCUCACCAAAUACUCUACAGCUCUCGGCGGGCUGAUCAGAAAACAACUGGCGUUAAUCUUCUUCUUGUCCCGUAUCAAAGGCGCACCACGAGAGCCGCAAAGCGAUGCACCAGCAUCAGUUUCGGAGAGCCAGGGCACUGUAGCUGCUAUGGCACUUCCUGGUCCAUCCCAGGCUGAAAGAGAACCAGAUGUCGCUGGACCCGAUGAUGGAUCCGUUGGAUAUGAUGUUCCUGUCACUCCUAUGUUACCCAUCGAACUUCAGCGAUAUAAUCGAAACAACAGCCUUAGCUACGAGGACGCACCUAAUAUGCUGGCUUCUCGCUGGAGACGGUAUCUUCGACCGCCUUUCCGUUCGAACUCGGACAACACAAUCCCAACAGCAACAGCGUUUUUUCCUGACCACGACUCGGAAUCAGCGUAUCAAAGCGAGCCAGAGAACCCUAUCCCAAAUGGCUGGCAGAUGGUUCAUCAUCCCGAAGGUGCAAUAUUUUACUACCAUCAGGAAAUGAGGGUUUUUACGGACGUUAACAUAUGUGAUGAACACAUUCAAGAAGACGUAGAAUGGUAUGCGGAAUAUCUUUACGAGAAACUCGAGGAGGUUCUUGGUGUUAGUAAGCAUUUGGACAAACGGCAAAGGGACGCUUUAGAGCAACACUCCGUGCUCGUGAUUGAGCCCCAGGUGGAAAGUAUACAAGAUGACAUCAGGGUUAUCAUUCGAUACUAUUUCGUCAAUCACGAAGGACAAAGCAUUUUUUGGUUACACGAGGUUAACUUUACGCUGUUUAACCUCGAGGGCGUCUCACAUAUGUCCCACAAGAAAUUUGGUAUCGCAGCGCAUUACUGGUUGCGUGGUUAACAACGAACUCUUGGAUGGUAUCAAGAAUAUCAUACUUUACGCCAAGUGCAAUUAUACCUCGGCAAACACUGCGGGACACCUCAUCAGCAUUAGCGAAGUGGACACGUAUUUGUCUGUAGUUGCUAAUCUUCAAGAUAUGACUACGAGGGGAAUGCAUGCCGUAUGUGUAGUCGAGGCUAUCCUCAACUCCAACAAUCGGCUUAAAUCUCAAGGCCGUAUCAUGCAUAAUAUUACAUACAACCAGUUUAUGAACUUUUAUGGGCAAAGUAAUGCACGACUCCACGAUGAAGAUGUCUACUGGUGGAUUUCAGGCUGGGACUAUUCUCCGUCGUUGUGGAUGACAUUCGUGUCAUGGCUUCUAUUCCGUGCGCCAAAGGCCUAUGUCACCACCCUCCACGACAUCUAUUUGGACAAGAUAGCCAAUAGGUACACAUGGAACGAGUUCAUUGUACAUCUGAAUAUGCAACUUCAGGACUUCAACCUUCUUGCAACGGUAUUAUUAAAUGCUAAUGUCGGAUUUCUUGCAAUUCAAAGUGUGGACAACGGCAACAAUGGACAAAGGUCGUUCACGCAAAUAGCGAGCUAUUGGUCGUUAUCAGCAAGCGUUGGGAGUAUCUUACUUGGUACAUUUCUUGUCCGUUUUCACCAAAGCGAGGGCCAUAAGGAUGUUGCAGCGGUGGCCACAUUUUUGAAGAAGAUUCAUUCUCAUAAACGCGGUUUGGAACAGUUAGCCAUAGUUUAUAGUCUGCCUUAUGCUCUUCUGAUGUGGAGCCUCGUCUUCUUCUCCGUUGCUUUUAUCACCGAGGCAUAUCAAACGGGCGACCGAUCCGACAUAAUCUCUUUGGGAGUGAUAGUUACGGUCACGCUCUACCUCGUUUUCUAUGGAACUUUCUCCAUUCUCUACGGCUCACACAAUACGAGAGUCGUGGGCCUCAGAUUACUGCAAGUUCGCCUAAAACUUGCUCCUUCUACCUGGGCUAGCAAGCUUUCUUCUUUGAGUUCUCCUUUCCGCUCUACGUGGGCGAAACUUUUUGCUAAAGUAGAAGUGGCACACAGAGCGUCUGAGAGGGCUCCCGCUGUGUCAAUUACAAGUGACAUCCAACUAGACGACCUGGAAGCCCCAACUCAGCGACCUGAAGCUUUUACCAUUGAGGAGGUGUCAUGGGGUAUCGCUGUCGUACCUCGAGAUUAA